UAUGUGUUAUACAGGUUCCCGUGCAGCUGUCGGGGUUUUGGUGGUCAGCGGGCUCAGACCGAAAUAAAACACACACUAUGUAUUGGGCUCUCCCCAAUAACAUGCUCCAUUAAAUGCAAUGCAAACGCCGAAAAACCUGGAAAUUUUUGUUUUUACCGAGCGACUGGAGAGUUGGCGGGGUUUCGCGUGUUUUUGUAGGCACGGAGCGGGGGGUGCGGCCUAGCAGACACCGCGGACCUGAGGAGCAUUCGCGGCCUUACAGACGAUUAUGUGCUUAUUUUAUUUUUGGGAAUAAACAUGCAUGGUACCCGGUACUAAAGAAGGGCUAAAUCAGAUGAUGAUAACUAAAGGUUGAUCUUCUUCACCAAGUCAACCAAGUCCACUAUCCUACACAAACGCACCUUGGGCGGAUACUCGCAUCCCUGUGCGCCAAAGAGCAUUCCCGAAGGAACAAUUCGAUUUUUCUUCAGCUGUCGUUUUCACAAGAACUGUCAAAAUAAGUUCCUCUCUGCCUCCCCACGUCUCCCAUCGUGGGCAGUCCAAUAAUCCCUUCCCCCUGGAUUCACACGGUAAGAGGUCCAACUACGGCACAAAGCUGAAUCCGUACACCAGAGCCCGUAUGACGGAGGCGUGGCAGCAGCACUCUGUUGCCCCGCCUCCAGUGGUGCACACCAUACCUCCAGGGGCGGACGCUCUGGGAUGCGCCGUCUAUGGCAUCGUCCUUGACACGGCGCUCCAACAGCAACAGUCCCAGCAGCAGCAACAACAACCACAGCAGCAUCAUGGUCAGCAGCAGCACAACCAACAGCAGCAUCCGGCGCAAGCGCAGCAGCCCUCGCUUCACGUAGGCAACGAGGGCGGGCACAAGUGUGGCGCGUGUGGCCAUGACAUCUCUCAUCUGGCUAAUCCACACGAGCACCAGUGCAUGGUUAGCCAAGAUCGGUCUUUCCAGUGCACGCAGUGCCUUAAGAUCUUCCACCAAGCCACUGAUUUGUUGGAACACCAGUGCGUGCAGGUGGAGCAGAAACCCUUUGUGUGUGGAGUGUGCAAGAUGGGAUUCUCCCUGCUGACCUCUUUAGCACAGCACCACAAUGCCCAUAACAGCACUAACCCUAUGAAGUGCUCCAUAUGUGAAAAAACCUAUCGACCAGGUUCCUCUGGAAAUGCCACGCCCACUUCGUCCACCAGCAAUGCAGGGCAGCCGGCGAACGAUGAAGCGUCGUCCAGCGGCAGCGCUGCCGUUGGGACGUCCGGCCAACCUACUUUCGAACCUUCACAGCCUGAGAAGCCCUACAAGUGUUCUGUGUGUUCCAAAGGAUUUCGUCAUUUGUCCGAGCUGACCCGUCACGAGCGCGUCCACACAGGCGAGAAGCCGUUUAAAUGUGAAACGUGUGACAAAAGCUUUAGCCAAUCCUCUCACCUGGCCCACCAUCAGCGCACGCACAGCUCCGAACGGCCGUUUAAGUGCGCAGUGUGCGAGAAGAGCUUCAAGCAUCGCUCUCACCUCGUGCGGCACAUGUACGCCCACUCGGGCGAGCACCUGUUCAAGUGCAACCUCUGCGAGUUGCAUUUCAAAGAGUCUUCCGAGCUUCUGCACCACCAGUGUCAGCCGCAGGGCGCCCGACCGUUUCGCUGCGCCACGUGCGGGAAGGGCUUCAAGCGUCCGUCCGACCUGAGGCAGCACGAGCGUACGCACUCCGAAGAACGGCCGUUUCAUUGCGAAGAUUGCCAGAUGAGCUUUAAACAGCAGUACGCCCUGGUGCGGCAUCGGCGCACGCACAAGGCCUCCGCCGACCGCCCCUUCAAAUGCAACCUGUGCGACAAGGGCUUCCUGCAGCCGUCCCACCUGUUGUACCAUCAGCACGUUCACGGCAUGGAUAACCUCUUCAAGUGCGCCUCCUGCGGCAAGGGCUUCAGUCAGUCUGGUGAGCUUCUGCGUCACAAAUGUGGCGAGGCCUCAUCGACACCCACGAAUCCAGACAAGCCCUACAAGUGCGACGUGUGCGGAAAGGCUUACAAAAAGGCAACCACGCUGCAGAGGCAUCAGAAUUCCCACUGCACCGAGAAGCCUCUCAAAUGCUCGCUGUGUGACCGUCGCUUCCUGUCCUCCUCGGAGUUCGUGCAGCACCGAUGCGACCCGUCGAGGGAAAAACCUUUGAAGUGUCCCGACUGCGAAAAACGCUUCAAGUACUCCUCAGAGAUGCAGAGGCAUAGACGCGUCCACACCGGGGAGAAGCCUUAUAAGUGUGCUAGCUGCGACAAGGGCUUCAAGCAACGUGAGCACCUGGCCAAGCAUCAAAGCGUGCAUGCCAGAGAUGCCCAGUUUAAGUGUGUGUGGUGUGGAGAACGUUUCGCGGAUUUGGGAGCUCUUCAGGAGCAUACGGUUCAGCACACGGCCGAAAGUGGAGGCUACCCUGUGUCCUCUCUUAUUCAGUAAUCUGUUCCCCAAUCGUAAAGGUUAUAGAAAGCAUCAAAACGUAUUCCCCGGUCAAAAUUUUCCAUGUAAAUUAUACCUUGUUUUCUUUGAUGCAUACCUGUUUCAUAUAUUCAAGUAGUUAUGCCCUUUUUAUUCCCAUAAUUACUGAAUUAUUAAAUUUGAUUUGCUGUGGUUUUUAGAGAGACAACAUGUUGCGAAAAAUCAACAUAGUUAAUAGGUAAACAGUUAAAGGAUUAGUCCAUUUUCUUAAAAAAAAUCCAGAUAAUUUACUUACCACCAUGUCAUCCAAAAUGUUGAUGUCUUUCUUUGUUCAGUCGAGAAGAAAUAAUGUUUUUU
This is a messenger RNA of Misgurnus anguillicaudatus (oriental weatherfish), 2773 nucleotides long. RefSeq names its product zinc finger protein 319b (gene znf319b). Gene Ontology annotation, cellular component: nucleus. NCBI's taxonomy places the organism in Eukaryota, Metazoa, Chordata, Actinopteri, Cypriniformes, Cobitidae. Gene Ontology annotation, biological process: regulation of transcription by RNA polymerase II. Gene Ontology annotation, molecular function: RNA polymerase II cis-regulatory region sequence-specific DNA binding; DNA-binding transcription activator activity, RNA polymerase II-specific. The record is from RefSeq and is a predicted model, not a curated record.